UAUGAAGAUAUUUGGAUGAAUGAUAUGGAAGAAGGUAGCAUAAGCUCUGAAUAUAGUUCUGAACCUGUUACAUGUCACAUAAAAGAAAGACAAAUAAUAAAUCAACAAUUAUGGAAUACAGAAGAAAUUAUCUUGGCCUUAUCUAAUCUUCCAGCAGGAAAGCGUGCACUUUCUGUUAUUUCUACUCUUCAUGGAGAUACUUUAGACAAAGCUUUAGAUGAAUUUCUAAAAACUGAUUAUAGCAAAAUAGCAGUCGAUCCUAAAAACAGCACUAUAUCUUCAUUUGCAAAUGGAUGUUUACAAAAUACGUUACUCAAUAUUGAAGAUGAAGCAGCUUUAAAUAAAACUGUCCCACAACUUUUUCUGAGAUGGCCAAAUACCUGUCUCUUAGUUGCUUGUUACUUGGGUCAUGUAGAUGUGGUUAGAGCUUUAUUGAAUAAAAAUGCAAAUGUUUCAGCUAGAGAUAAUGAUGGCAGGACAUGUUUACAUUUAGCUGCUUGUACAGCUUCAUUAACGAUUUUAGAAGAAUUACUACGAUAUGGAGCAAAUCCAUGUGAAUGGGACUUUAAUGAAAAAUACACUCCUUUACAUUGUGCUGCUGCUAUGGGAGACCUUGCUUGUGUUAAAUGUUUAAUAAAAUCACAAGCAGAUGUAAAUGCCGGGAUAUAUGGAAAAAGUCCUCUUUAUUAUGCUGUCUUAAGUAAUGCGGUAGAUUGUGUUAAAGCUUUAUUAGAAGCAGGUGCCUCUCCUAAUAAUCCUCAGGUUUACACGGAAACACCAUUGCAUGUAGCAGCUAGUUUGGGUUCUGUUACAUGCACAAAAUUAUUAUUAACUUAUGGAGCAGAUGUAAGGGUUCAAUUUGGUUCUAUGAGAUCUACUCCCUUACAUCUAGCAGCUGAGGAAGGUAGUGCUGAAUGCACAAAAUUAUUAUUAGAUGCUGGUGCAGCAUGUGAAGCAAAAAAUGCAAGGGGACAAACACCAAUGCAUUUAGCAGUCUUAUCUCAAUCUAUGGAAACAAUAAAUACACUUAUAAGUGUUGGAGCUAAAGUUAACACUGAAGACAAUGAUGGUCGUACUCCAUUAUAUGCUGCAGUUGCAAAAGCUACUAGAGAAAUAGAAUUAAUAAACAUUCUACUACAGGCUGGCGCUUUAAUCAACAAAGCAGACAAGUUUGGUUACACACCUUUACAUAUUGCUGCUUUAAAUGAAAGUUCAUCAACAGUAAUAAUGUUAUUAUCAAAAGGAGCAGAUGUCACUGCUAGAACAAAAGGUGGUAUCUCGGCAUUGAGUUUCAUUGUACGUAGAACACCAGAUGCAUUACCACUAUUUAUUUCGCGUUUGGACCAAGCAAUUUCUUUACACGACCAUGAAUUAGGCGACGUUGAUUGUGAAUUAAGAAUAGAUUUUAGACCACUAGUAUCAGGUGGUAGAGGAGAAACAGAUUUGAUACUAUGUCUUGUAGAAGUUGGACAAAGACAUGUAUUAAAACAUCCUUUGUGUGAAAGUUUUCUUUACUUAAAAUGGUUGAGAAUUCGUAAAUUUUUCUUAUUAAGUUUAAUAUUUCAUUUCAUAUUCGUCGCACUUUUUACAGCAUACAUUGCAGUUACAUAUUUGAGUGAUAUUAAACAUAUUGAAAAAUUCAGGAAAGUACUUUUUUGGUUAGUACUAAUGUUUACUGUGACACUAGCUAGUAAAGAGUUCUUCCAAAUGGCUCAUGGUAUAUAUAGUUAUAUUAAAAGAUGGGAAAAUUGGCUUCAAUGGAGUGUUGUAUUGCUAUCAAGUAUUAUAUUAAUCAUGCCAUUACAUAACUGGCAGUAUCAUGUUGCUGCUCUAGACAUUUUACUAAUUUGGAUAGAAUUAAUGAUGGUAAUUGGGAGAUUUCCGAUGUUUGGCCUGUAUAUACAAAUGUUUACUCAAGUAUCAAUUAAUUUUUUUAAAUUUCUUGGUGCUUAUAUCUGCCUUAUAAUAGGGUUUUCUUUAGGCUUCAGUGUACUGCACAAAAAUUAUGAAUCAUUUAAUGAUCCAUUAAUUGCUCUAUUAAAAACAAUUGUAAUGAUGUCUGGAGAAUUAGAAUUUGAAGAUAUAUUCUUUAGCUCAAAAUCUCCAAUUUUAUAUUCUGGUACUGCACACUUAAUGUUCCUAAGUUUUAUCAUCUUAGUAACAGUAAUUUUAACAAAUUUAAUGAUGGGCCUUGCUGUAUCAGAUAUACAAGAAUUAAGAAGAUGUGCUGGAUUAGACAGAUUAGUACGUAGAGCAGAAUUAGUAGCACACUUGGAAAACAUGUUGUUUUCUAAACUUUUAGACCGUGCACCAAAUACAAUAGUGAAGGCAUGCAGACGAGGUGCACUUUUACUACAUCCACCACAUCACUGUGCGAUACAUAUUCGUCCUAACGAUCCCCGUGAAAAGCGUCUACCGCGAGAUUUAAUAAAAUCUAUCUAUCGCUUAGUAACUGAAAGAAAGAAUCAAAAUAUGAAAGUAAAAAGAGCAUCUACAUAUAAUGCACAUAAUAUAGAAAUGGAUUCUGGAUUAAGUCAACUUUACACUAAUACUACUUCUAGUGACAACAAUCAACAACAAUUAAAUGAAUUAGUUGCUGAAUUAAAAAAAUGCUCUUAUAAUAUUGAUGUCUAUUUAGAUAAUUUAAUUAGCAAGGUUGAAUGCAUUGUUAGGGAAUGUAAUAACUCGGCAAUGACAAAGCAUAGAGGUACAUCCUUUUAUAACUCUUGUGUAAAAGUUCCAAUAGAUCCUUGUAGUAGGCAACCAACUCCUUCUUAUGAACGUCUUGAAUUUAAAAAGGAAAAGGAUAAUAAUGGUCUUUAUAAUAGAUGUAAAGUAAAUUUUGUUAAAGAUGAUCAAUUUGUUAGCGAAUCUGAAAUAUCAAGUCCUACAGGGACUAUGGAUAACUUUUUGGAAUUUUUGGAUAGUAUACCAGACUAUGGUCAAGUUUAUCAUUUAUCAAAUGAGCAGUUUAAACAAAAAGUAGAUUACUUAAAAAGGAAACAAAAAUUGUUAUUAAAAAAUUUACAGAAUUCGUUGGCUAGUCAUCAAAAUGUAAAUGUAUCUAAAUUUUCAGUACCUAAAUGUAAUGAAAAGUUAAGAAUCAAAAGUAAGAAUGAUAUUAAUGAUUUAACAUUGAAUGGUAAAAAGUGUUACUUAGAAGAAUCUAGAACUCCUAGUCCUUUAAUUUUUCUUUCUAGUAAAUUUAAUGAACUCUCAGAAGAUCAGGAUCUGUCAACGAAUAGAAGAGAUAAAAGAAAUGAAACAGUAUGUAAGGAGAAAAUACGUUUGAAUAAUAAAAAUUGGGGUACAUGGCAUAAGUUAAAUAGCAAUGAUAAUAUUGAAAGUGAUAUAGAUAGUAUGGAAACAAGAAGUUUACCAGCCAGUAUUACAAAAGAAUGGCACCCUACUAUUCCCAAGCCAUUUAGUUUUACUUUAAGAGAAGAAGAAGGAAAAAAUAUAACCGGAAUAGAAGAACAAAAAUGUACAAAUUUAGAAAACAAUAAAAAGAGUCCAUGUAGGAAGCGUUACAUAUCAUUUUCAUUUCUGUUAAUAUAUGAUAAUAGAUCUAUGGUUCUUACAAGCACUUAUUUCUUUAGGAGUCGUAUAAUCCGCGAAGAAAGUGCAUUAAAUUUGAUGUCUCAGAUACGUCCUUUUAAGCUUGAAUGCGAUCGACGUGCUUGGAGAGCUUUAACAAGAUCUAGUCCAGAAAUUCGUAGCAAAAGCAUUAACAAGAGUACAAAAUUUAAAGCUAAACCAGUACCAAAGAAUCUUUUCAGUACUGAUAUAUAUGAUCGUAUGCUUGAAGACGAAUAUUAUAGGCAGUUGCAAAAAAGAUUAAGAGCCGCACAAUUAAUGAAAUCAUCUUCCUUACCGCCGUCAAUGGCGAGAAGAGAACGUAUAAAAUCUGCAUACACCCGUUUGCAGAAUACAAUUAAAAAUUGUAACGAGAACACCGACGAUAAGAAUGUUUCGCAGCUGUCGAGUAAUAAUUUAAUGCCAUUAAAAAGAUGCAAAUCUAUGAUGUCACUUUUACCUAUACAAGGAAAUAAUUUAGCAGCAAUUUUAAGAUGUCAAGUGUCACGAGAAAAAUUAGAACGUGAAAUAAGGGAAAGAAUGGAAGAAAAACGUAGGGAACAAGCAACAAAAAUUAAACAGUCUUUGAUUGGACGUAAUCCAGUAUGGAAAGCUUUGAGAUCUGCAGCGAGGAAUGAACAUAGUAGAGAUCUUAGUAUUCGAACUUUACUUCGACGCGAUGAAGCGCGUGAACAGGCAGAGCGUCAUCGAUUGCAAAUGGAAAUGAUGUUGGAUCGUGUGACACAAAUACCUACUCUUUUUGAGCGUCACUCUCAGAAUUAUCAAUCGUUGACACAGGCACAACAGAAAAUAAGUGGUUCAAAAAUAUUGCAACAAAAGAGAAAGAGAAAACAACAUAGACCAACGUCGAGUAACAUAAAUUCAUAUAUGAAUUAUGAAAAUAUUUCUUUAUCGGAUUCUGGAUCCCUAACUAGUUCUUCGGGUACACUGUUAUCGAGUCAAUCUUUAAAUUCAUCAAAUACCUAUAUGUCGCAAGUGUCUGAAAAAUCGAUAAGUAAAUCUGAAGUUCCACUUCCCAGGAAGAAAAGUGACCGUAGUCAAUUAAAAGUCUCCAUAAACGAGACUGCAGAGCUAAUUGAAGAUCAAAACAAAGAUGACAAAUCCGAUAACGAGUGUUUAAUCUUUAGCAAUUUCAAUGGCCACAUUGAAAAUGUGUUUUGA
Eufriesea mexicana is the source of this 4758-nucleotide messenger RNA. It is a transcript of the gene pyx, whose product is annotated as transient receptor potential channel pyrexia. The record is from RefSeq and is a predicted model, not a curated record. Gene Ontology annotation, cellular component: transmembrane transporter complex; membrane. Gene Ontology annotation, biological process: monoatomic ion transmembrane transport. Gene Ontology annotation, molecular function: protein binding; monoatomic ion channel activity. Lineage: Eukaryota; Metazoa; Arthropoda; Insecta; Hymenoptera; Apidae.